Molecule: messenger RNA, 813 nt
Organism: Perkinsus marinus ATCC 50983
Lineage: Eukaryota; Perkinsozoa; Perkinsida; Perkinsidae
Exons: 1
Coding region: 1-813 (270 amino acids)
Molecular function (GO): nucleic acid binding
Source: RefSeq, a predicted model, not a curated record
AUGUCCAGGUCCCCAUGGGUUGGAGGAUCUUAUGAGGUUCGCCAUCGGUCCAUAGCAGCUGCUUUGCGUAGCUUAUCUGUUGAAUCGUCAGCUUCACAGUGGCAUCUGGAUGUACCCCUGAUACAACUUCGUUUGAAUCUUCAGAUUGAUGAAGAUACUGGCUUUACUCCUCAUUCUUUGGUCUUUGGUUAUGAUGCUUGCUUCCCUCUGGAUCUGGCUCUGCUGACCCCUCAGUCCGAGUUGAGCAAUCGUUUAGGUAAAAGCGAGCUCUCCUCUGAUACCGUUAAGAAGAUAUUGCAGUCGUUUGCUGAAAGACGACGUAAGAUCCAUGAGUUAUGGGCAGAAGCUUGGGAAAGGAACCGUGCUGCUUAUGCCAAGAAGCUUCAACAGCCAGCUGUUCCAAGUUCUUAUAAUUUUAAUGAGGGUGACUUGGUUUUGGUCCGAAAUCCUAGGAAGACCAAGCUGGACAACCUUUGGAGAGGGCCUUAUGUGGUGAGAAGAGUACUUGGAUCAGCCACUUAUGAUGUUGACACAGGCAGCUCUAAGAUUCCCUAUGUUCAGCAUCAACGUAACUUGAAGCCUUGGCUCGGGGAGGACGGGGAUACAGUUAAUAGUAGUCCUGUUGGUCCGGUUUGUGAUUGUUAUGGCAACGAUAUCAAGGUCGAAGCUUUUUAUGGAUUACCCAAUCGACUAUUUGGACAUCCGAUUAGUCUUAAGGAACUCCAAGUGUUUCGACUUUCUGGAGCCAAUAUUAUCGAGCCGGUUAUUGAUGUGAAUGGAGACCCUAUGACUGUCUUUAUUGAGCAGCCUUAA